GCCUUCGCACAGGAGGCUUUGACUGACCUGGCGAGAUGAUAUUUCUCGUGUCGGUGGUGGUGGCGCUGUGCCUGAUAAUCCGGCUCUUCCCCUGGCUGCUGUACCGCGGCAGGAACAUGCUCCUGACCAUUUGCGAAUCCGUUUGGUGCUGCUUCGUGCGCUCUCCCGAUGACAGCUCAUACGAGGACCAUGCCUAUGACUGCGAAGACGACGACACCAACAGCAGCGUGGUCAAGUGCAUCGACCUCACUGUCUUCGAGUACUCCGAGAGCAAAAGGGCCGCGAUGAUGACGGCGGACACUCAGUCGGGCCCCACGAGCAGCACCGACAACAGCAGCGCCGACACGUGCAGCACGUGCGGGAGCAACAGGGACUCGGCAACAUCUUCAUGCGCAACCGACCCGUCGUCCAUCACGCCCCCCACCUCCCCCCACCCCUACAGCACUGACGCCAAGAGCAACCGCUCCAACACAGACGCGAGGCAAGAACCAUUACCCCCCCGAGCGCCUCCCCCAUUACCGCCAUGCAAGCCUUCAUCUGGUGGUUCCGUCACGUCGUCCUUUUCCCUGACUGGCAAUGAGGUCUGCUGCGUGUGCCUUUGCGAAUAUGAGGAGGGGGAGAUCUGUGCGCGGACGUCCAACCGCGACACCGGCUGCAGACACGUGUGGUAAGCAGUCAGCUGACUGACCAUGCAGUCAGUCUUCACCCGUCAUCCAUCUGUGUGUGUGUGUGUGUGUGUGUGUGGAUGCAGGCACAAGAGUUGUAUAGAGAACUGGAUAAAGGAAGGGCACUGGUCGUGCCCCAUCUGCCGCGCGUCGCUGCUGUCCUCUUCCUCCCACUCCCCGCCCCACUGCUCGCCCCGGCACGAAUCGCCACCCGUCGGCCCAUUACAAAUGGCCGUCGGCCCAUCCUCACGAUCGACGGCCAUGACGCCCCCUUUGCUGCAGAGCAUCCUGCGGCCCCACGCACGGGCGGUGACGGCCGGUGCCGGCUCGGCCAUUCCUGCUGCUGCUGCUGCUGCUGCCGCGUCGAGUGAUGGGAGCCCUUCUGAGAUGGAGAACGAGUGCAUCGACAUUGAGUCUGUUGAGGACAGUGACGUCGAUGAGGACGACGUGUCGUGACUGAAUGGAGUAGAUCUGUUCCUGUGGCCUGCUCGUGUGUUGAUGAUCUAUUUAUUGCAUUUUUCCUCCCCUAGCUCAGAUGUGCGUGUCGGCUUUUGUUUUUCCUUACUGUCUUUGGUGCCUGUACGUCUGUGAGUGUGUGGUUGAUUGUGAGAUGAUUAUUGAUCGCUGGCUGAGGGCGUGGCGUUUUUCGGUAUCCAUUCUUUGUGCGUAGCUGUGCUGUUCUGUGUGGCCUUAGCUCAUGCAUGCGAUGCGUGUGUGCAGUCACUCCUUUUUUCGCACGGACUGACUGACUGACUGCAGCUGUCCGAUGGAUGAGACAACCUCUGCCCGUGUGACUGUGUAUGUGUAUGUGUUGACAAAGCUAGUUGUGAGUGCAAUCGCACUGGUGAGCUCUGAUGUCUUCAUGUCGGUGAUGCACGCAUAUGGGAUGUUUGUUUGACAGACACUGACGUACACAGCAACACCCAUACACACCAUCACAUGAUCACACUAUGGAUGGAGGGAUGGAUGGAUGGAUGUAGCCCGGUUACGGCGUCUUUGUCUGCCUGUCUGCCCGCCCGGCCACCGGCUGUCUACUGACAGCACCGGAGGGACGGCCGUCAAACCAUUCACUUGCCUCUUC
Messenger RNA from Vitrella brassicaformis, 1746 nucleotides. Lineage: Eukaryota; Vitrellaceae. The record is from the annotation of a GenBank genome assembly.